UGCCUAGGAUAGUUGCAGCCUCAGAUUGCACCGCGCUGUCUACAAGCUUAGGUGUUUUUGUGUGUGUGUGUGUUUUUGCAACGUGAAAUAUGGGACUAUGAGAUGGGAGGAUGGUUGAUGAACUGUAAUACGAGUAUGCCAAUACGCUGCUUUUUAAAGUAAUUUUUUGAACUGGAUUUUUGCCAGAAAGGCUGGACCCUUUUCCUCAUUUGCUCCCCCCCUCGUGUCGCUGAAAGCGUUUGGGUUGGGUUUGGAAAGAGAGAGGAGGAGAAAGUGGAGCAGAGUAAGCAACGACAGGGAGAGAGGGAGGUUGCUAUGGCAAUGCCCCUCCUGCCUCUGUCAAGAUGGCAACCAGGACCGCCCGCCGCUCCCGCGCGCUGGAGAGGUGGGCCCGGCUGGUGCGCUCUCUGGCGCGCGGCGAUGACGUACUCCGGGGGAGCGGCGGCUUUCCUCAGCGGCAGCAACAACAACAACAGCGAGGAGCGGAGUUUGUAGCAUUCGCUCGCGUGAAGAUGGCGGGCGUCGCCGAUGCCGUCGCCCCGGUAAGCGGGGAUGGCGGGCGACGGGGCGCCCCGGGUCAUUCGCUCCUGCACCCGGACAGUGGGCAGCGACGGAGUAGUUUCACGGGCGGAGAGUCUCGUUCUCCUCACCCGUCGCCGGCGCGUUCUGCACCUUCGGUCUCGAGUCCACCUUCUCCUAAUCCCGGGCAACACCACAGAACCGAGACUCUGGGCUUCUAUGAGAGCGAUCGUCACAGGCAGCAGAAGCGCAGCGGGCCCUCAGAUCUUUCACUGUUGAGGUUCAUCAAUGCAGAACUAACAAGGGGCUACUUCCUUGAACAUAAUGAAGCAAAGUACACAGAAAGGAGAGAGCGAGUGUACACAUGCAUGCGAAUACCAAGAGAACUAGAAAAGUUGAUGAUUUUUGGAAUUUUUUUGUGCCUGGAUGCUUUUCUGUAUGUGUUCACGCUUCUUCCGUUGAGAGUGUUUCUGGCAGUGUUCAGAUUCAUCACGUUGCCUUGUUAUGGCUUGCGCUCUCACCGAGGCCUAAGGAUGAGCGAUAGACGUUUGCUACAGCCUGCUCAGGUGUGUGAUAUUUUCAAAGGAGUUAUACUGGUAAUCUGCUACUUCAUGAUGCACUAUGUUGACUAUUCCAUGAUGUACCACCUGAUAAGAGGACAGUCUGUCAUUAAACUCUACAUCAUCUAUAAUAUGCUCGAGGUAGCUGAUCGUUUGUUUUCAUCUUUUGGUCAAGAUAUCUUGGAUGCUCUUUAUUGGACAGCUACCGAACCAAAGGAGAGAAAAAGGGCACACAUAGGUGUAAUUCCCCAUUUUUUCAUGGCAGUGCUGUAUGUCUUCUUGCAUGCUAUCCUUAUAAUGGUUCAAGCAACAACGCUCAAUGUAGCCUUCAAUUCCCACAAUAAGUCACUUCUUACUAUCAUGAUGUCUAACAAUUUUGUUGAAAUAAAAGGAAGCGUUUUCAAGAAGUUUGAAAAGAACAAUCUAUUUCAGAUGUCAAACAGUGAUCCCUUUGACGUAGCCAGAGGCAGAUGUACGGACGAAGCCUCAUAUGCGGAGGAGUCAACUUUCACUGACCAUGUUGAAGGAGACGACUGGAGCGACUAUUCAGAUCAUGAGGAGGAUACAUCGUAUCGUUUGUUUAAUACCUCAGACUAUCAACCGCUAGCAUGUAGAGUAGUUAAUACCCUUGGUCUCCAGUCUGCACCUUCAACUUCGUCCGCCCCAGCUAUCAAAGGGGCCAAGGUCCUCAAAUCACCUGCACCUACUGAACACUACAUCCCGGUGCCGGACCCAAUUGCCAAAUUAGCCUCUGAAGAAUGGGCUCAUCCACUCCAAGCUCGACGCUUCAAGAACCUGGCUGACAGACUUUACGCCCUAGCUCCAGACUUUGCCACCAAGUUAGACGUCCCUAGCAUAGAUGAACCAAUCGCUCGCCUCGUUUCACGAUCUCUUUUGCCCAGGGAAGGGGAAUCCCACCUAAAGGACACUGCUGAGCGACGAAUAGACUUCGCCCUCCGCAAGAAUCACGAGGCCACUGCCCUAUCCAUGCGUGCCUCCUCUUCAGCCUCCAUUUUCUCCAGAGCAUCUAUGAUGUGGCUGGAUGACCUUCUAGAGGACACUAACCCUGAUCCUGUCGCCCUCAGAAGAGCACUAUUAAAAUUGCGUAAGACAGCAGCUUUUGUGGCCGAUGCCGCUCUGGAUGCCACUCAGUUAGGGGCACGAGCCAUGGCGGCUCAAAUAGUCGCUCGACGCACCCUCUGGCUUCGCCACUGGCAAGCUGAUUCAGCGGCCAGAUUGAACCUGUCCAGGGCUCCUUACUCCGGAUCUCUACUCUUCGGCGAGGAAGCUCUAAAGGCAGUGCUGGUUGAUCCAAAAGACGCCCACAGACCGGUUCUGGCCACAGUCAAGAACAUCGACCACAGGCCUCUCAGGCGAUUUCCCUCCUUCCGUUCUAACCAGCCCUUUCGAGGAACGCGGGCAGGAGGACGAGGCCGCGACUUCAGAUCUUAUGACCCCAACGCAUUCAGGGGCUCCUGGAACCGACACUCCCAGGGCAGAGACCUACGGCUGGCUUGUCAACUUCGACAAAAGCCAUCUCCAACCAACCCAACGCCUACUACAUCUAGGGGCAAUGUUGGACACCCUGCAGGCAAUGGUCUUCUUGGCUCCAGAUCGCAUCACUGCCAUCACAAGCAUCGCAAGGUCCCUGAUGCAACAAACAUCCGCAGACGUCAUGCUUCUCGCCAGAGCGCUCGGGAUGUUCAUUUCUACAAUCCACAUUGUGCCAUGGGCUCGUGCCCACACUCGGUUCCUUCAAUGGAUUCUGUUGCCUUUUCAAAAAGACAUUGCCAACUCCAACCAUCGAAAAGUUCGUUUGAGCCCCGCACUGCGCCUCUCCUUCCGCUGGUGGACCAAGGUUCAUCACCUCUCCAAGGGCACAUCGUUCAGAGAACCCCGCAGAACCGUGGUAACUACAGAUGCCAGCCUCAUAGGUUGGGGAGCCCACUGCAACUCCCAAUACGUUCAGGGGGUUUGGUCCACCGCAGAGCAAUCUCAAAGCAUCAACUGGCUGGAACUAAAGGCUGUCCAUUUAGCUCUACGUCAUUUUCAGUCUCUGUUCCCUUUGGACCAUAUGCUCAUUCGAACAGACAACACGUGUGUAAAAUCACAUUUGAACAGACAGGGGGGCACCAGGUCUCGUCCUCUGCAGGACUUAGCCUCCCUCAUCUUUGUCUGGGCAGAACAACAUCUACAAUCCCUGAAAGCAGAACAUCUCAGAGGGAUUUGGAAUGUGACAGCAGACUGGCUCAGCAGACAACAGGUCUUUCCGGGAGAAUGGAAACUUCAUCCAGCCAUUUUCCAUCGUCUCCAGUGUCGGUUCGGCGUCCUCUCAGUCGACCUGUUUGCUUCCAGUCGCAAUUGCCAGCUUCCCAGGUACUUUGCCCGAUACCUGGACUCAACAGCAGAAGCAGUGGAUGCUCUGAUAACACCGUGGCCAGACGGUCUAUUGUACGCCUUUCCUCCCAUACCAUUGUUAGCCAAAACCUUGAGGAAGGCCCGAUCCGAGAGGGCACAGCUGGUUCUAAUAGCACCAUUUUGGCCACGCCGACCAUGGUUCUCAGAUCUUCUGGCAAUGUCAAUGAUGGAUCCUUGGACAUUUCCAGUCAGGCCAGACCUCCUAUCCCAGGGUCCAGUAAUGCACCAGGACCCUACUUGGCUCAAUCUAACAGCGUGGCGUUUGAACGGGGACAUUUGAGGUCAGCUGGACUGUCUGACGCUGUGAUUGAUAUUAUGUUGGCCUCGAGAAGACCAUCUACCACUCGUAUUUAUCAACAUACCUGGGUGGCUUUCUCCAAGUGGUGUCAAUCUCACCACCAUGAUCCAUCCCAGGCCACUGUGCAUCAGGUGCUGCAAUUUCUCCAUAGCGGCUUUAUGAUGGGACUUCGACCCAACACUUUACGUCGACAUGCGUCCACUCUGUCGUCCAUUCUCUCAGUGUCCUCUCCUGGAGAUCAUAUUUCCUCACAUCCGUUCAUCAAACGCUUCUUGAGGGGAGUCGCCCUACGCUCUCCGGCUGUUGUCCAUCGGUUCCCCUCAUGGAGUUUGCUGAAAGUUCUGCAGGCUUUGCAACGCCCUCCGUUUGAACCCAUCAGGACUGUGCCCCUACGUAUACUGUCCUUCAAGGUCUUGUUUCUGAUCGCAAUCACAUCUGCCAGACGCGUUUCAGAGUUGGGCGCAUUGUCUUCUGCUCGACACCUCUGCGUCUUCCAUAAGGACUGUGUUGUGCUGAAGACUGAUCCUUCCUUCCGUCCCAAGGUCGAUUCAGUUUUUCAUUGCAACCAGGACAUUGUUUUGCCUUCCUUUUGCCCGAAUCCUACCCAUCCUCUCGAAAAGGCUUGGCAUUCGUUAGAUGUCCGGAGGGCUCUCAAGACCUACCUGUCUAGGACCCAAGAGAUUUGACGAACGGAGUCUCUGUUUGUAUCCUUUCAUCCAGGGUCUAUGGGGCAUAAAGUAUCCAAUUCUACCUUAUCCCGUUGGUUAAGGGCAUGCAUUACUUUAGCAUAUGAGUCCCUGAAGCUGUCAGUCCCAGCUAGUAUUACGGCUCAUUCUACCAGGUCAGCUGCCACUUCGGCUGCUUUUGCCACUAAUGCUCCUGUUGCCGAUAUUUGUAGGGCUGCAGUCUGGUCUACCCCACACUCGUUUAUAAGGCAUUAUAAAAUUGAUCGUUAUGCCUCUGCUGACGCAUCUUUCGGCAGAUGAGUGUUGCAACAGGUUCUUAAUGAGGAUUAACACGUGGGUGGUCCCUCCCUGUAUGGGCUGCUGUGGUACAUCCCGCUGUGAUGGCCGGACUCAUAGGGAAAAUGGACCAUUGGUCUCACCUGAAGGGUGAUUUUCCUAUGAGUACGGACAUCACGACCCUCCCAGUUGGAGGAUGACUAUAUAUUUUCUAAUGUAUUAUAUGUUACGGUUACGCUAUUAUAUUUAAAUUUAAGAGUGAAGUCAAGACUUCUAGUUCUGUUAUACUGCUAUGUUGGAGUCAUGUUACUAUGCAUGGUACUAUUGCGUUAUUUUCCUGCUGCCAGGCCGGUUGGCCUUAUUCUUGUAUUUUUAGAUAUUUCUCCUUAGACUCGCUGCGAAUGAACUGGAGAGUGGGAGGGGCCUGACGCCCCUAGUCUUGACUUCAAAGACAUUCUUGCCUUCGCACGAUAGGUGGAGCUAACACCCGCUGUGAUGUCCGUACUCAUAGGAAAAUCACCCU
This is a messenger RNA of Rhineura floridana, 5280 nucleotides long. It is a transcript of the gene TAPT1, whose product is annotated as transmembrane anterior posterior transformation 1. The record is from RefSeq and is a predicted model, not a curated record. Gene Ontology annotation, cellular component: ciliary basal body; endoplasmic reticulum membrane. Lineage: Eukaryota; Metazoa; Chordata; Lepidosauria; Squamata; Rhineuridae. The coding region runs from base 345 to 4481 and encodes 1378 amino acids. Gene Ontology annotation, biological process: positive regulation of cilium assembly; maintenance of protein localization in endoplasmic reticulum. The transcript is spliced from 10 exons.